GAUGAUUUUAGACAAAAUUAUGUUCGGGCAUUAUCUAUGAAUAAACCAAUUUUUAUUCUUGGUGACUUGAACUGCAACUUACUUAAAGAUUGCCCAGAGAAAAGAGCUAUUACAGAACUUUGCAAUGAUUUAAAUCUUAAGCAAAUAAUCAAGGAACCAACGAGGUUUACAGACACGUCGCAAUCGCUCAUCGAUGUUAUACUAGUUUCUACUGAAGCCGUAGUCCUUGAAAGCGGAGUAUUAGAUUCUGCAAUCAGCGAUCAUUUUCCAAUUUACGUAUCAACGAAACUGAAG
This is a messenger RNA of Paramuricea clavata, 294 nucleotides long. Lineage: Eukaryota; Metazoa; Cnidaria; Anthozoa; Malacalcyonacea; Plexauridae. The record is from the annotation of a GenBank genome assembly.